CUCACGGAGCUGAAGAUAACAAGCAGAGUGAUUUUUCACAACGAAACGAAAGCGGGGAUGUUUCAGACGCGACUGACUGACAAGCAUUUUUGUUGUUAUUGGACCUUUUAUUAAUUUUACCCGAUGUCUCCGCUGAACUGUACACACUUGGACGUUUUGAAUGAGUCGACUUCGUUAUCAUUCAGGACCAUAUGUUGAGAAAACCCGAGCCUAAUAGUAACUACACAGCUGUGCUGCCAAGAAGAGGAGAUAAUACACACUCAAAGUGACACUGCCAACUAAUAGGACACGGAACAGAGGAUAAUCUGGCCCUGAGGAUAACCUGCUCAAUCUCCUGGCGUCGAGAAGAAGAUAAAUUAGUUGGCUUGGUGCGAAGAUAACAGCUCACUACUAGCGACGGUCGCCAACACUGUCACCUCAACACAGAGAAGAAGAAACAAGCGUCCAGUCAACGUCCAGUGUUUUGAGGAUGAACCACUUAUCCAUCAGCGAGCUAUGUUGCCUGUUUUGCUGUCCACCGUGCCCCAGCAAGAUCGCCUCCAAGCUGGCCUUCCUGCCCCCAGAGCCCACCUACAGCCUCAUGUCCGAUGACAGCGGCAGCAAAUGGACGCUGAACCUCUCCGAGCGCGCCGACUGGCAGUACUCGUCCCGCGAGAAGGACGCCAUCGAGUGCUUCAUGACUCGCACCUCGAGAGGGAACCGCAUCGCCUGCAUGUUUGUCCGCUGCUCACCCAGCGCCCGAUACACGCUAUUAUUCUCCCACGGAAACGCAGUGGACUUGGGCCAGAUGAGCAGCUUCUACAUCGGCCUGGGUUCACGGAUCAACUGCAACGUCUUCUCCUACGACUACUCGGGUUAUGGGGCGAGUUCCGGGAAACCCUCGGAGAAGAACCUGUAUGCUGAUGUAGACGCCGCCUGGCAGGCACUCCGGUCACGGUAUGGCAUCCGGCCAGAGAACGUGAUCGUGUACGGCCAGAGCAUUGGCACUGUGCCCUCUGUGGACCUGGCUUCUCGCUAUGAGAGCGCUGCAGUCGUCCUCCACUCCCCACUCACCUCUGGCAUGAGAGUGGCCUUCCCCGACACCAAGAAGACCUACUGCUUCGAUGCCUUCCCAAACAUCGACAAGAUUUCGAAGGUAACUUCACCAGUACUGGUGAUCCACGGCACGGAGGACGAGGUCAUCGACUUCUCCCAUGGCCUGGCGCUGUACGAACGCUGUCAGCGCCCCGUGGAGCCGCUCUGGGUGGAGGGGGCCGGACACAAUGACGUGGAGCUCUACGGACAAUACCUGGAGAGACUUAAACAGUUCGUUGCAACUGAGCUGGUCAACUUGUAGAGGAGCUGGGGGGAGAAAAAAAGGGGUGAAGAGGAAGGAAGAGAAGAAAGCGAUGGUUUUCAGGAGAGGUUGGAUGACGGAGAAGGGGUACAACUUUUCCUUUUGUUUGUGAAGGCUACAACUUUUUUGUGAAGUGUUGCGGGUAGAAGUGGUGUUUGUCUGUGUAGUACUGAAGUUUUGGUGGCAGUCUUCUCUCAUUAUCGAGCACCUCUCCCCCCCUUGGAGCUCCAGUUUGCCAAGGCCCAGUCAGUACCGUCCACUCCACACACUGCAGCUGUGAACUCCCAAGUACCCAUCAUUUUGUUUCGCUUUUAGAUUUUCUUUUUGUUAUGUUGAAAAUUGCACAUUGUGAAAGUGUGAGAAUGAAAGAGGAAGUAGACGUGCACAGACAACAUACCAUGUGUACAUGCAGUGUAUGAGAGUGUGUGUGUGUGUGUCACAUUUUUGCUGCCUUUUUGAGAAGGACAUGGUCCACUGUUCUUAAUGGAGCGGUUUUGAGAAACAGCCUUGCUGCAAACUGGACUGGGCCAGACUCUCUCUAAUCCAACUGAACUCCAUCUGAGGUCAGGUUCGGUCCUACACUCUGCAGCCACCGUGAAUUUCUUCUUUUUUUUUGGAUUACUGUUUUAUUAUAUUUUUUUAUAUUAUACAUUAUAUUUGCACGUAUCAACUGUCACUGAAGAACUGUACAAGACAAACUGACGUUAUCUAGCUGUGCCAGUGUUGCCAAAUGUUUAGUAUAAUAUAUAGCAGAGAGUUGGACACACAAAGAACUUUGUACUACAGAAUACAUCUAGAAAACAUCUCCAAAGCUCUGUUAGCUGUCUCUACUUUUCCAUUUAGUCUUAAAAUGGUACAAUUUGAUGCUACAUUCAAGAAUAUAAUGCAAGAUGGGGCUCCGUCAGCAGUUCAUGUAGCCAGUUAAAAGGCUGGGUCUGUUUAUCGUUGACCAAUUAAGUGUGGGUUAUUUCCUCACACUCUGUCUUUUGAAAACACAGUUCUUACUUGAAGGUCAACUCGGAAGUAUGAGUAUCACUACGCUGUAGUCGAUGAGCUGGAUGUUUUCAGAACAAUUUAGUGCUGGACUAGAUAUCUGACCCCUCUUUGGAAAUGACAAGUAUUCGCCUUGAUAUAGUAACUAUUAUUAAACCCAGUGUUGACAGUGUUUUUUCUGUCUUUGGGUGUGAAGAUAUCAAAUUGUAUGUAGUUAUUAUUACAGAUCUUACGUAUGUACCUGAAUCAGAUCUUUCUAGAUGUGUCUUUUUAUAUGAUAACAUAACAACUAUGUUAACUACUGUGACAGCAGUUAACGGUCUGUGUGCUCUGAUCAACACUUAAUACCACUAAUGCCAAUCAGGACUGAAUGGUGAACGCUAUUACAGCUGGUGUUGAUUCCUUUUCAGUUCAGGAAGUUGUUAAAAAUGUUGUGUUUUUUUAAGUUAUUUACAUCAUCUGAGCUUAAAAAUGAAUGGACAAUGGGUUAACUUAUAUCAGCGUAAGUGGCUCAGCAUUAAAGGCCUCCGUCAUGGACUGAAUGUUUUGCUUUUUGUCUUAACUUUAUCUUCUUGUCUGCAUGGUAUUUCUGGAUCCAUUGUCGUCUGCUGAUUUGCCCUUUAAUGCUGAGUGAGGCCAAACCAAGCCUCAGCCAGCUGAUGACUCCAUUAAGGCACUGUAGGUGCGACUGCAUGCCAUGAAUGGCUAGUUUUUGGUUUGCAUAAGAGAUCUCAAUGAAUCAUUUUUUUAUGGGUAUUUUUAAAUACCUUUUUUUUUAGCCUGUGUUCACAAAAGGGGUCAAAUACUGUUGGUAAGUGACAAUAAACCAAUAAGCCAAUAGGUGCUACUGUAAACCUUCAGGUCUGAUUACUUACAGGUUGAGAGGAAGCAAGGCUAGCUUUUUGUCGGAUUGACCAAGAUCCAGAUCAGGAUUGGUAACUGUUGUUUGUCAGUGAUGGUCUACUACUUUUUUCACAACUCAUUUGUCUUAUAAACACGGUUAUACUUUCUUUCAUUUCCACUUUGUAAAUACUAUUUGUACCCGACAUGUUGUCACUUUUUUUUUUUUUUUUUCUUUUCUUUUCUUUUCUUUCACAAGCUUUUGUCAUCAUCUCUCAACUGUCGUUCUUCUAACUUCUCUAACUCUUGAUAUGACAACUAUUAGACCAAGUUAGGCCAUUAUGUUGGCUUUCAGUUGACCUUUGUACCGGUCACUUUGACUAUUGUCAUCUCUGAUUUGAUUUAGAUUAAUUUUGUAUAGCAGAUUUCAAUACAGAAGGAACUUAUAUGUAAUAACAAUAUUAAUAAAGUAAUUCUAACAUGGAUAGAGCAAAUAAAAUGGUAUUUGAGAAGCAACUCGAA
Sebastes umbrosus (honeycomb rockfish) is the source of this 3691-nucleotide messenger RNA. RefSeq names its product abhydrolase domain containing 17B, depalmitoylase (gene abhd17b). Gene Ontology annotation, biological process: protein depalmitoylation. NCBI's taxonomy places the organism in Eukaryota, Metazoa, Chordata, Actinopteri, Perciformes, Sebastidae. Bases 470 to 1336 code for a protein of 288 amino acids. The record is from RefSeq and is a predicted model, not a curated record. Gene Ontology annotation, cellular component: plasma membrane; endosome membrane. Gene Ontology annotation, molecular function: palmitoyl-(protein) hydrolase activity. The transcript has 4 exons.